Triplophysa dalaica is the source of this 4314-nucleotide messenger RNA. It is a transcript of the gene cldn10c, whose product is annotated as claudin 10c. Bases 473 to 1183 code for a protein of 236 amino acids. The transcript is spliced from 5 exons. The record is from RefSeq and is a predicted model, not a curated record. Gene Ontology annotation, cellular component: plasma membrane; bicellular tight junction. NCBI's taxonomy places the organism in Eukaryota, Metazoa, Chordata, Actinopteri, Cypriniformes, Nemacheilidae. Gene Ontology annotation, molecular function: structural molecule activity. Gene Ontology annotation, biological process: bicellular tight junction assembly; cell adhesion.
AGUUAUUGCCAUAAAACCGCCGUACACACCUAACCUCACCCUGAACUUUAUCAAUAAAAUGUUUUAUAAUAAUUUUUAUCGAAAGCAAAUGCCUUUAUGACCUGUAGGGUUAUAGAAAACGGUAGAAGAGCAUUUCGAGCGAGAGGUGGAUGAGAACUCCAGUCUCCAGUGCUACACACACUUCACAAUUUACGCCACUGGAGGCGCUGUCACGCUUUCUCUGUCCAAUCACAUAUUGGUGGGCGGAGCUAGUGCUGCAGAUAGUCCCUGCCAAACAAGGCCGGCUAUUUGUUCUCAGUGUAAAUAAACACACAUAUUUUAAGAGUAUGUAGUUGUGCUUGUUCUAAGCUGUAUGUACACAAUAAACACACAUCUGAAUGACACUGAUGACACCACAAACAUUGUUUUCUCCUCCCAGCGAUCAGAUGAAAUGAUUCUUUUCUCUCAGACGGUGUUGAUCACACUAUAGAUCAUGGAUCACAGAGCUGUGCUCAUGUACGCUGAAAUCGGCUGUUUCGUGGUCUGUGUUAGCGGAUGGAUCUUGGUUUGUUCCACAAUGCCGACCGAGUACUGGACUUAUUCUGAAGUGCAGAGUUUGGUUCUCACGUCUUCUCAUUAUUACUCUAAUCUGUGGAAAGACUGCAUCUCUGAUUCCACAGGUGUGACUGACUGUAAAGGCUUUCCUUCUUUACUGGCUUUGCAGACCCACAUUCAUCUGUGUCGAUCUCUCAUCAUCAUCUCUAUAAUUCUGGGAUUCUUUGGAGGCGUUCUGGCUUUAGUUGGGAUGAAAUGCACAAAACUGGGCGGCUCUGAAACCAUCAAUGCCAGAAUCACCUUCUCUGCUGGGAUCAAUUAUUUAUUGUCAGGUCUCUCUGCUGUGUUCGCUUACAGCUGGUAUGGAAACAAAGUCAUAUCCGCCUUCAUGGAUCCCAACUACAAAGAAAAGAAGUUUGAACUGGGAGCGGCUCUGUUUGUGGGAUGGGGUGGAUCGGCUCUUCUCAUCACCGCCGGACUUAUUUACUGCAUCAUAACAGGCCAAGAAAUCUGCCAAAGCAGCUCAAAGACUGAAGAGACGUCAUAUUGUGAUCCUUCCUCAACAUACACUCAUCCACCUUCAUCUGGACCUGAGAGAGAUGACAAGCAGGAAUUCAAGUCUUCAAGAGUCACGACAGCGUAUGUUUAACGCUCAUCUUCAUCUGUUUCAAUGCUGCCGGAGAGGAUUUUGUGUCACGUGUCAUCUCUAUUAUUCUGGCUGGUUUUUAUUUGGGUCACAUUUUGUCACAAAAACAGAUUCUAUGGAGCAGUGUUCGGUUGUUCUGUUUUUCUGAUAUCAUGAUUGUGCCCUGAGUGAGUCAUGGAAAAAACAAAUAGUGUAAUAUUAAAGAUUCUGAUCCCGCGAGCAGUUUGAUGAUGUUUAACACGACACGGAAUCGUUGCUUUGGUUUUUUAUAACUGGAAAGUCUUUGAUCUCUCAGAAAAUGUAAAUGAAUGAUGAUUAUGUGUGUGUGUGUGUGUGUGUGUCCGCUGAAGAUGAUACGAGCUGUAGUCUCAUGUCACACAUCAUGAGCUCUCACUGUUGAUGUUCUCUUCCACUAUUGACUGAAUGAAAGCAGUUUCAUUGAUUGGACAAAUUUCAUUGGAACACUUGAGACUUGUUAAGGAUCUCUUCAGGUCCUUAACAAGUCUCAAGUGUUCCAAUGAAAUUAAGAUGAAUGUGGUGUGGAGAUGGACAGCUUCAUGAAUUCCUCAGAAAUAGCCUCCAUAUACACACCAGUAUAUGAGUCAAUGACAUAUAAUUAUGGGAUGAAUUCCGACUCAAAAUGAUUAACAAAUGCAAGCACAGUCAUCCGUGAACGUGACACACGUUACAUUUGUAUUUUACGAUUCAUAAACAAAUGCCUUAUGAUUUAAAUCUGUGAAAUUUAGAUUUGAAUAAACAUGAAGCUAUUUGUACAAAUAGAGACAGAUUUGUGAUUGCAAUGUUUUAUUUUAUGUUCAUGUAUAUUGAUUUUGCGCAUACCAAUGAGAAGUUGUGCAUUUGUCUAUCCUGCAACGCGCGUCCAUUUAUCCUGUUCGGUUCAUUCGGAUUUUGAGACUUUCUUUACGCGGUUUUGCGGUUUCUGCGCAACUGCAGAUCCAUGCGCAACCGUGCAAAAAUAAGAACUGCCACUAGAUGGCAGGCUUACGGAAACCAUAGGUGCUGGUCCCAUUACAAUAUCAUCAAAAAGUUGAUGCAUUUCACUCUCACAUUUCACUACAAAAUUCAAACAUUUCAAAUAAUUUAAACAAUUUGAAGUGAGGCGAUUGUCUCAGCACACCAAGGUGACUACAAACAUGAUGUUGUCCAGUCACGACUUCUUGUUGCACAACAUCAGGGCAAAAAUGUUAAAGUUUUAGGGGUGAUUUUAUCGGAAAGAAAUUAGAAUAGACUAAAAUAAAUAAAAUAACUGUCCAAACUGAAAAAACUUAUGCUGAACAUAUUUGGCGAAAAACAAAACUUGAAGUUCACUAUAAAAUCUAUAAAGACAGUCAGCAUGCCUUUAAUAUCGAAUCAGGCAAAGCUAGACAGACUUAUUUCUAUUGACUGCAACAACAGUCAUAGGCUUUUUGCUAGUGUAGAAAGACUAACAAACCCCCAAGUCAAGUCCCCUUCUAAAUCAUUUCUGAUGACAAGUUUGCAACUUUUUUCCUUGAGAAGAAAAAUAAUUUCAGAAUGGCAGUCAGCAAAGCCCUACAUGGCACUCAGGUCAGUCUGACUUAAUUACAACAAUCUAAGAAAUUAGCAACAUUAUCUGAAUUUCAGACAAUUGAUCAGAAAACUUUGGAGAAAACAGUAACGCAUCUUAAGUCCUCAACAUGCAACCUGGUACACUCACCGCAUCCUUUUUCAAAAAAGUGUUUAACUGUUUAGAAGCAGAUCUUUUAAAAAUAGUAAAUACGUUAUUUCUCUCAGGAACUUUCCCAGAGUCCCUAAAAACUGCAGUUGUCAAGACUUUACUAAAAUAAGAGCAGAGCAAUCUAGACAAAAACUUACUGUCUACCAACAAAUCUUCCUUCAUAGCCAAGAUCAUUGAAAAAGUUGUCGUCAAUCAGCUGAACAAAUUCCUAAACUCAAAUGGCAAUCUGGACAAUUAUCAGUCUGGUUUCCGUCAGCAUCACGGCACAGAAAUCUACUGCACUGUAACUUUAAUAACUGCAUUGACUCAUCUACUGCACUGUAACUUUAAUAACUGCAUUGACUCAUCUACUGCACUGUAACUUUAAUAACUACAUGACUCAUCUACUGCACUGUAACUUUAAUAACCGCAUUGACUCAUCUACUGCACUGUGACUUUAAUAACUACAUGACUCAUCUACUGCACUGUAACUUUAAUAACUACAUGACUCAUCUACUGCACUGUAACUUUAAUAACUACAUGACUCAUCUACUGCACUGUAACUUUAAUAACUACAUGACUCAUCUACUGCACUGUAACUUUAAUAACUACAUGACUCAUCUACUGCACUGUAACUUUAAUAACUACAUGACUCAUCUACUGCACUGUAACUUUAAUAACUGCAUUGACUCAUCUACUGCACUGUAACUUUAAUAACUGCAUUAACUCAUCUACUGCACUGUAACUUUAAUAACUACAUGACUCAUCUACUGCACUGUAACUUUAAUAACUUUAUUAACUCAUCUACUGCACUGUAACUUUAAUAACUUUAUUAACUCAUCUACUGCACUGUAACUUUAAUAACUGCAUUAACUCAUCUACUGCACUGUAACUUUAAUAACCGCAUUGACUCAUCUACUGCACUGUAACUUUAAUAACUACAUGACUCAUCUACUGCACUGUAACUUUAAUAACUACAUGACUCAUCUACUGCACUGUAACUUUAAUAACUACAUGACUCAUCUACUGCACUGUAACUUUAAUAACUACAUGACUCAUCUACUGCACUGUAACUUUAAUAACCGCAUUGACUCAUCUACUGCACUGUAACUUUAAUAACCGCAUUGACUCAUCUACUGCACUGUAACUUUAAUAACCGCAUUAACUCAUCUACUGCACUGUAACUUUAAUAACCGCAUUGACUCAUCUACUGCACUGUAACUUUAAUAACUGCAUCUACUAACUUUAUGAGAAAAUGCUUUGUCUUUUAAAUUAAAACACCUGAUCAAUUUGGGAUUUUCAUUAGUUGACAGUUAUAAUCAUUACAAUUAAAAUAAAUAAACAUUUGAAAUAUAUCAGUCUGCGUGCAAUGAAUUAAUAUAAUUUAGAAGAUUCACUUUUUGAAUGGAAAUAGUGAAAUGCAUCAACUUUUUGAUGA